Molecule: messenger RNA, 7182 nt
Organism: Oncorhynchus masou masou (cherry salmon)
Lineage: Eukaryota; Metazoa; Chordata; Actinopteri; Salmoniformes; Salmonidae
Product: ankyrin repeat and sterile alpha motif domain-containing protein 1B-like
Biological process (GO): ephrin receptor signaling pathway
Cellular component (GO): cytosol
Molecular function (GO): ephrin receptor binding
Source: RefSeq, a predicted model, not a curated record
AGCUGUUUGCUAUCCGAAUAUAGGAGCAUUUUCAUAUAACCUGUGACUUUUUUUAAAUUAGCAAAUAAAUAACAAAGCCUUUUCGCCUCCAGUUGGUGCUGUAACCCGCCAUCCACGCCCAUACUGUACAACGUUAUAUUAGGCAGGAUACCAUUAGGCACUCUGGUGAGUGCGGUUCGAAUAAAGUGGAGAACUGGAGAGAAAGAAAGAGGGAGCGAUUGGGAUGCUACAAUAACAGACAUAGAACGAGAGGACACCACACAACGUGUUUGUUGGGCAACACGGAGAGAGAAGAGAGGACAAAAAAAGCCGAGCGGAGAGAGAAGAGCGCGAGUGGCGGUCUGGGUUUGGCAACCGGCUUGUUCGUAGUUCCCUCGAGCCAGCUGCAGCAGGCAGCACCGUGCAAAAUGCGCUAUUUACGGUUCUUCAUUCCUGCGUUCGGUUCGACAAUGGACUCGUUCUGCAACUGAGCCUGCCAACCUUGCAGCACACCGCGGACGGUAACCUACCCAUUUGAGGGAACGCUUACUGCAACAUGCAGUAAAAAGAACACACUGAGAUGUUUUUUUACACGAUACAGUGAAGGGGGUCCCCACCGCCGUCAUUCUCUUUCCACAUACCGGUUUUUGGAUUAUAAAUCUGGGAUUAGAAGAAGUUCGGUCGGGAUGGGGAAGGAACAAGAACUACUAGAAGCGGCCCGGACCGGGAAUGUGGUCCUGGUGGAGAGAUUACUGAGUGGGAAAAGGGGAAUCCUGGGGACAGCCUCGGGCUCCAUACCUCUGCCAAACCUACUGAGCAUGUGGAGAGGCUUGAAUGUGAACUGUGCAGACAGUUCAGGGUACACACCCCUCCACCACGCAUCACUGAACGGACACAGGGACGUGGUGUUGAAGUUGCUCCAGUUUGAAGCCUCCACCAAUGUGGCUGACAGUAAGGGCUGCUUCCCCUUGCACCUGGCCGCCUGGCGUGGGGACGUAGACAUCGUCCGUAUCCUCGUCCACCACGGGCCCUCACACUGCCGCGUCAACCAGCAGAACCAUGAGAGGGAGACUGCGCUGCACUGUGCGGCCCAGUAUGGCCACUCUGAGGUGGUGUCCAUCCUACUGCAGGAGCUGACAGACCCCACCAUGAGGAACAGCCGCGACGAGACGCCCCUGGACCUGGCUGCACUCUAUGGACGACUUCAGGUGGUCUGUAUGUUGGUGACCGCCCACCCCAACCUGAUGAGCAGCCACGGGACAAGGCGCCACACGCCCCUGCACCUGGCCGCCCGCAACGGGCACCACUCAGCCGUGCACACCCUGCUGGAGGCCGGCAUGGACGUCAACUCCCAGACGGAGAAUGGCAGUGCUCUCCACGAGGCAGCUCUCUAUGGGAAGAUGGAUGUGGUUCGUCUGCUGCUAGACUCAGGUAUUGAUGCCAACAUCACAGACUGCCAGGGAAGGACAGCUCUGGAGAUCCUCAGAGAACACCCUGCACAGAAGUCCCAGCAAAUCACUGCACUCAUGCAAGAGUAUAUGAUGGAGGAGAUGAUGGACAAUAAGAGUGUGUCGAUGGAGGAACCUAUUCGCCAGUGUCCUGUCCCCACACCUCGCACCUCUAUCCCCUCUCCCUCCGCCUCCCCCUCCCUCAGGCACAAAAAUGAUGCUGUGACAGGGGAGCUCUCCAAGCUGCUGAAUGAGAUGAAGAUGUGUCGGGACAGAGACUACUCCUUUGAGGAGCUCUGCCAGACCAUCUCAUCCCACUCUCAUUCCAUGGAGAGCUUUGGCAGCGGUCACCUAUCAGACGAGGAGCCGCAGGGCACCCUGAGCAGAGUCAGAAAGCGGCCCACUCCCCCACUUCCCCCAGCCCAGGAGGAAGAGGAGGGGGAGAAGAGCUGUGGCCCUGCUGGGUUCUGGGAGGCCCUCACACCCUGCAAUGGUUGUCACAACCUGGGCUUCUCCAGUGUGUCACAGGACUCGAAGCGCUCGGCGGAGAUCGUACCAUCGCCAUCCCUUGACGUGUUCUUACCGGAGGAUGAGGACAAUCCGUAUGAGUCCGUCACCACCGCCGUGACCCGCAAGCCCUGCUCGCUGGACAUCGGCCUCUUCAACGCCUGCCCCCUCAACGGCCACUCUCCCCAGGUGAUGGUGACUGAGCCGGAGCUGUGUAACCAUAGGAACAGCUCCUCACCGACGGGGCCUACUCCAGACUGCUCUCCCCCCUCCCCAGACACUGCCCUGAAGAGCAUUGACAGAGUCAUCCGCCCACAGCCCAAACAGAGGACCUCCAUCUCCUCCUCCCUGGAUGUCCAGAACCAGAGGCCAGUCAACCACAGCUGUGAUCCCUCCGAGGUGAGCUCGUCCCUGGGCUACGCCAGCUUCAGCACCAGCCCCCCUGCCAGCCCGCCAGUCAGCCCCAACCAGAACUCACCUGGCUCCAACGACGACUGCCCCCCCACAGACGAUGGGCCGUACCAGCAGAACCCUCCCCCCGCCUCUUCCAAUACACUCCCACUACCAGAAGAUCGACGACAGAGCCUCGUCCCUGUAGAGUUCGCCGGCCUCCUCCACGGCUCCUCACCGGCCUGCGAGACGCCCGACACACCCUACCACCUCUACACCUCCAACACCAACCCCAAAGCCCAAAAACACACCCCCUCGGACCCCCACACCAGCCCGGUAACCACCCUCGGUAACCACGGAAACCUCACUUCGGUAACCCAGCCCCCUGAAUUAGGAAUUGGACCUCCACCGCCUCUCAUUAUCCCUCACACAGGAAACGAGGUGUUGGCUCUGAAGACCCCCAAAGACCCCAUCAAAGACAACAGACCCCCCAAACCUCAGGUAGUCUUUCGCACCAUCUUCCACACCCGGGUUAACCAGAACCCCCAGAGCGCCUUGCCCUCCUCCUCCUUGCCAUAUGGUUGGAACGGGGAGGCGGUGGUGGUGAGGGGGGGUGUGUCGGGAGCUAGCAGACCUAGGGAGGGGACACAGGCGUCUGAAUACGAGGACAGGGCCUUUACCCUGGGCAGGAUGAGAUCCAUACCUCGUAGUGUGCUGGACCUAAAGCUCUCCAAGUCAUUGUCCAAGUCUGACUCCAACCUGGUGGCUGUGUCACCCAUACAGGAGGAGUACCACUGGGGGUCGGGGGCCAGGGGCCAGGGGCCGAGAGGAAGCCCUAGCCCAGGGGACACCGCCAGUCCUGGGGGCCAGCUAGAGAGAACACCCUCCUUCACUGCUGAAUGGGAGGAGAUUGAUAAGAUAAUGAGCUCCAUUGGGGCUGGCAUCAGCAGUGGCACGAGCUCAGAAGGGAUCAAGGAGAAUAAUGCAGGUCCCCGGUGCCCCAUGCAGUCUGUGGGCCAAUGGCUGGACAGCAUUGGACUGGUCCAAUAUGAGAACCACCUUCUGGCUAACGGCUUCGACAACGUGCAGUUUAUGGGCAGUAACGUGGUGGAGGACCAGGACCUGCUGGAGAUCGGGAUCCUCAACUCAGCCCACAGACAGAGGCUGCUACAGGCCAUACGCCUACUGCCCAGGGUGCGUCCUAUUGGCUAUGACGGUAACAACCCCACGUCAGUGGCUGAGUGGCUGGAGUCUCUGGAGCUGGGAGACUACACUAAGUCCUUCCUCAUCAACGGAUACACCUCCAUGGAACUGGUCAAGAAGAUCUGGGAGAUAGAACUCAUCAAUGUGUUGAAGGUCAGUCUGAUAGGACACAGGAAGAGAAUCCUGGCCUCGCUGGGAGACAGGCUUCACCAAGACCCUCCACAGAAACCCCCACGGGCCAUCUCCCUACGGGAGCCCGGUGGCUGCAACACCCCUCCCCAGAUCCUUCCGGGCCAGGCUGCGUACACCACGGCGGGUGUCCCAGGGGGCUCGUUGGACGUGCAGCACCUCAUCAUGCAGGCGGACGCACGGCGCCGCCAGCGCUCCAACGACAACUACUUAGAGGAGAUGCCUCGCUCCAAACUGGAGCGGCAGAUGGCCCAAGUCAGCAUGUCUCAUGAUGUUGGAGAAAGACCUUCUGCAAGAAAUGAUACUCAAGGCGAAUGGUGCGAGCCAAUCACGUUGCGUCCUCCCAACGAGGCCACCUCGUCCACUCCAGUGCAAUACUGGCAGCACCACCCUGAGAAACUCAUCUUCCAGUCGUGUGACUAUGAAGCUUACUACCUGGGCUCCAUGCUGGUGAAAGAGCUGAGAGGAACAGAGUCAACACAAGACGCCUGCUCCAAGAUGAGGAAGUCUACAGAACAGAUGAAGAAAGUCCCGACCAUUGUUCUGUCCGUCUCCUACAAGGGAGUCAAGUUCAUUGACGCUACAAACAAGAACAUCAUAGCUGAGCAUGAGAUCCGUAACAUCUCAUGUGCGGCCCAGGAUCCUGAGGAUCUGUCCACGUUUGCCUACAUCACCAAAGACCUCAAGUCCAGCCACCACUACUGCCAUGUCUUCACUGCCUUCGACGUGAACCUGGCGUAUGAGAUCAUCCUGACCCUGGGCCAGGCCUUUGAAGUAGCCUACCAGCUGGCCCUACAGGCCAGGAAGAGUGGCCAUGGCUCCUCCACGCUGCCAGAGAGCUUUGACAUCAAGCCCAACAAGCCCGUCCCCAAGCCCCGCGUCAACAUCCGCAAGUCUAUGGAGCAGCCGUCGAUGGAGCAGAAGGGUCAUGCCAACGUGCCGUGGAUAGUGGAACCAGGGCAGGAGGCCAAGAGAGGAGCGAACACCAAGUAUGAGACCACUAUUUUCUAAUAGCGUAUACCACCCGCCUGUCCACUCCUGUGUGUGUGCCUUGCAGAGAGCUGGCCCUCUAGAGGCCCCCAACGGAGCUGCACGGCACGAGCAACCCUCUUAUGCGGCGACGUGUGUGACCUCACUGGCCGAAAAACCCGCUCCGCCGCAACCUCUGCAUGAUGUCGUUUGGCGCUGCGCUGUGUGUCUCUCUCUCUCACACACUCCUCUCUCUUGCUCUCUCCCCACCCUCCCUUUCCUUGUCCUGUUGACGCCUUAGCCUGCCUGCAGGGGCGGAGCAUGAACUUUUACCCUUGGGGUGAUGGUGCACCUCUCUGUCUUGACCUGUAGGGGGCAACAGUCAGUUCUAUUUUUCCAUUUUCCGUGGUCAGCCCUCCCCUCCUAUGUGUCAGGCAGGCAGUCAGUUGGUUGGUCAGUCAAUCACUCUUAUUGUUUUUCCUGACUGGGGGGGUGGAACCAUUUGGUUAUAUCUCAUGUUUUUCCUCUUCCUACUGCUGUUCCUCCGCUCCUCGCUUUUUUUUGUCUCCCUCUUUUUUCACUCCUUCGACAAGCUGAAUGAGAAUAUCUAGACCAUUAUGCUGCUAAGAACCCCACCCCUAACAGUCUUUUUGUCUUUGUUGGUUUUUAGAGCAAAACCAAUUCUCCAGCACUAGGUUUGCGUGUUGAUGUUUUGGGGGAUUUUGUUGUCCAGUACUGGCAACCCAGAGGAAAGUGGAGGGACAUUUGUUUAUCAGUUCCAUCUAGUUGGAGAGGAUAAUGGACUGCUAUGAGAGAUGAUGUAGCAAAUGUUACUUUAAAAAUAAAAAGUUGCUAGUUCAACAGACUCCUGUUUUUAUCAUAUAUCAGUCUUUGAUUUUUACAGCAGAUUAUUUUUUUUAGACAUUUUGAGUGGCAAAGCGUUGUUUGUUUAUUUGAGACUAAUUGACCUUUGACAAAGGACGGAAUAGUUUUUAAACCACACACUAUACCUGUGUCUAGAUUUAAUUUGUUUAAAAUAGGUUAUUAUUAGAUUCAUCAUUAUCUUUCUAUACUUGUUUUGUUGGGAAAUGCUGAAAAGGUUUUGCUUGUGGCUUGUGAGGCGCAUGGAGUCCAUUUUGGACUGACUGGUAACGAGGGAGGGGCGGGGCCGGUGGAUAGGAGGCGGGGUUUGGGGACUCUCUGGAUAAGUGGUGUGAUCUCAUUCGCAGGGCAAAGCCGGACACCCAUGUCUAUUACUGUGGAAUGCAAAGAAUGUAGCCAGCCUUAAACAUGGACCCUCACACACACAAUGCAAAAAGGACUACAAAUGUGGACCCUUCUGUCUCUGUGUCAAAGGACUACAAACAUGGACACUCUCUAACGAACUUGGUGUUUAAGGUUGAUUACAAAACGAGGACAUCUUCCCACAAACCACAAACACUGGACCCAUGGACCAUCUGUACGCACACAGUUAAGGGACUGCUUAGUAACAGAUGUCAGUCAGAUAUGUGAAUGUAAACUUUCAUUGAAGCAGCCACAACUCUAGCCCCUAUUCUACAUUCAAUUGGACCUUGAACUUUGAACUCUAUACCACGGUCACCCAAGGUCUGGACUGUAACGGACAACUGUGUGUAUUUGAAUGGGGACGAGGUAAAGGACUUCUGGUUGGCUCUUUUCCUCUUGUUUAAGUUUUGUUUAACGGUCAAUAAUACAAUAAUAUGGAUAGAAUUGGCCGUGCCGGACCACCAUGCAACAGGUGAGCCCUGUGCCAAGUGGCAUCACAAAGGAUGGCUCCGCCUACCUGAGCAAAACACCAUCCAUCCCAAUUAAAGAAAUAUUCAUAUUAAUGCCGGACGUUUUAAAUGUUUCAUAUGAGAUUACCUUAUGAUUAUUCUUGUGCAAUUCUUGUCUACUCUUGUCUUAAUGUUACAUUAUUUUUAUAUGAUAUGCUGAAAUGAAAAAAUCCGGGCUUGAGAAUGAUUGCCAUCCUUUAAAAAAUAGCAUAAUAGUUCUAUACUGAGAGUGAAUGUGUCAGAUGGCUCCUCUCAUUAUUAUUAUUGGUGUGUCCGGUCAACACACCAGUCUGUUUCUCAUGGGGCGAGACUCAUUACUCCAAGCAGAUGGAAUAUUUUACCACAGUAUUUAUGUAUUCUGUGGAUGAAUACAUAGUCAUCUCUAAAUGUACAUAGAUAUUUUGCCAGCUCAUUGUUCAUACAUAUAAUGUAGUUAAACAUUUACAAAAAUAAAGGAAUCAAAUAUUUGCCGCACAUCGCACUGGGAACAAGGUACCAAAAUGAAAAGGUCAGAGUUGAAAAUAAAAUCUAUGGUUCUAGAGAUUGUAUUGGGGAGGGCUUGGACAGGGUGAUGACAUCACUGCUGACUAACUCAUGUACGUAUGCUUGGGCUUCCAGCACACAGAUUUUGUACGUUUUGGUCAUUAUUUAUAUCCUUGUAAAUCACAUGGAAUAAACACAACUUGUACAACCAUUAAUCACCA